GAAUAAAUACAGGCCCCUGUAGCUCCCAGCUCCACUUGUUUGCGCAGAGAAGACCCAACCCCAAGAGAAGAUGAGAGUCCAGAUGCUGGCUGUCCUGCUCCUGUUCGUGUCCCUCCUUUGUGCCGAGGGAAUCCACGGAGCGUCCCUGGCUGGGGGCUCGGAUUCCCAGCACUCGGAGGAAGGACUAGGAGAGUCCAAGGUGAUGGUGAAGAGAGAAGCGGCUCAGAGUUUCGCUGCCUGUCGCUUCUGCUGUAACUGCUGUAGGAUGAGCGGCUGUGGUUUCUGCUGUGACUUCUGACCCCCUUUGCUCGCCACCCUGUGGGCACCGUGAGGCUCCCCAGCCUUUCCUGGGAGCAGAUCGAAGCCAGCCUGGGGCUGAAUUUGCCUGGGUUCAGGGGGACGCUAACCCUCCUGCUCAGCCCCAAUAAAGUGUCUGCCUAGA
Malaclemys terrapin pileata is the source of this 442-nucleotide messenger RNA. Its product is annotated as hepcidin-2-like. The transcript is spliced from 3 exons. The coding region runs from base 71 to 298 and encodes 75 amino acids. NCBI's taxonomy places the organism in Eukaryota, Metazoa, Chordata, Testudines, Emydidae. Gene Ontology annotation, biological process: intracellular iron ion homeostasis. Gene Ontology annotation, cellular component: extracellular region. The record is from RefSeq and is a predicted model, not a curated record.